This is a messenger RNA of Acaulospora colombiana, 3381 nucleotides long. The record is from the annotation of a GenBank genome assembly. NCBI's taxonomy places the organism in Eukaryota, Fungi, Glomeromycota, Glomeromycetes, Diversisporales, Acaulosporaceae.
AUGAAAGCUGUGUAUUUUGUAAUUACUUCAAAGACAAGUCAUUUUGAUCUAAUGGUAGAUGAAAAAUCUACAACUAUUAAUGAUCAUUCAAGGCCUAUCAAACAAGUCAGCGAAGUGACGUUGGAUAAUGUUCCCAAGGUUGAUGUAAAAAAAGUUCUUGUUGUAGGAUCUGGCGGUUUAUCCAUCGGCCAGGCAGGAGAAUUUGAUUAUUCGGGUUCGCAAGCCAUCAAAGCCUUGCGUGAGUCGGGUGUUCGUACGGUCUUGGUAAAUCCCAACAUCGCCACUAUUCAAACAUCUCAUGCAUUAGCGGAUACUGUUUACUUCCUUCCUGUCACAGUUGAAUAUCUUACACACAUACUUGAACGAGAACGACCCGACGGAAUUCUUCUCACUUUCGGUGGUCAGACCGCUUUAAAUGUUGGUAUUAAGUUGGAUCAGAUGGGUGUUUUGUCUCGCCUAGGAAUUCAAGUGUUGGGUACACCAAUUCGUACUUUGGAAUUAAGUGAGGAUAGAGAUUUAUUUGCCAAAUCAUUAGAAGAAAUCGGCAUUCCUGUUGCCGAAUCUACUGCAGUGUCCACAAUUGAUGAUGCACUUGCUGCCGCUGAACAGAUCGGAUAUCCAAUCAUCGUUCGUUCAGCUUAUUCUCUCGGUGGUCUUGGAUCUGGGUUCGCAUCAAAUCCAGAAGAACUUCAUAGUUUGGCAGCUAAAUCAUUAUCUUUGGCACCCCAAAUUCUUGUAGAGAAGUCAAUGAAGGGUUGGAAAGAGGUUGAAUACGAGGUUGUUCGUGAUGCCGCAAAUAAUUGUAUUACCGUCUGUAACAUGGAAAAUUUCGAUCCUCUUGGCAUUCAUACGGGUGAUUCAAUUGUCGUUGCCCCAAGUCAAACUCUGAGUGAUGAAGAAUACCACAUGCUAAGAACUGCUGCGAUAAAGAUCAUUCGUCAUUUGGGAGUAGUUGGUGAAUGUAACGUUCAAUAUGCAUUAAAUCCAGAAAGUCUCGAAUACAAAGUCAUAGAAGUCAAUGCACGUUUGAGUCGUAGUAGGCGACUCAACGAAUUGUCAUAUCCUCAUAGUGCCCUAGCAUCGAAAGCCACCGGAUAUCCUCUUGCUUUUAUUGCAGCCAAGAUCGCUUUGGGACACACACUUCCUGAACUUAGAAAUUCUGUCACAAAAACCACCACCGCGUGCUUUGAGCCCUCUUUAGAUUAUAUUGUUACAAAGAUUCCGCGAUGGGACUUGAGCAAAUUCCAACAUGUUAAUCGCGACAUUGGAAGUGCAAUGAAAAGUGUUGGUGAAGUAAUGGCAAUUGGUAGAACUUUCGAAGAAAGUCUACAAAAGGCCAUCCGUCAAGUUGAUCCCUCCUUUAAAGGUUUCCAAGCUUUGUCCUUCCCUGACCUUGACAAUUCUCUCAGCAUUCCUACGGAUAGACGUUUGUUCGCUAUAGGACAGGCCAUGCUUGAAAAGAAUUACAACAUCGAUCAAAUUCACGAUCUCACAAAGGUUGACAAAUGGUUCCUUUACAAGCUUGGUAACAUUGUGAACAUCCAGCAUGAUCUUAAGCACGCUGGGAAACUUGAAAAUGUAUCUAAAGAAUUACUUCAAGACGCAAAGAAGAAAGGAUUCUCUGAUUCACAAAUUGCUUCGUUCUUGCAAGAUACUUCGGAAGAUCAAGUGCGACAAGCAAGGAAAGGUUACGGAAUUACACCAUAUGUUAAGAGGAUUGACACUCUGGCUGCUGAAUUCCCUGCUCAGACAAAUUAUUUGUAUACCACCUAUAAUGCUUCGACCAACGACAUCGAUUUUAAUGAACAUGGAACUAUGGUCUUAGGUUCAGGUGUAUACCGUAUCGGAUCAUCAGUUGAAUUUGAUUGGUGUGGUGUGUCUACUAUUCGCGCUCUCAGAAAGAUGGGCAUGAAGACUGUCAUGGUGAACUACAACCCGGAAACAGUUUCAACAGAUUUCGACGAAUGUGAUAGACUUUAUUUUGAAGAACUUUCAUAUGAAAGAGUCAUGGAUAUCUAUGAGGCGGAACGAGCUAAAGGUGUUGUCGUUUCAGUGGGUGGACAAUUGCCACAAAAUAUCGCACUCCGGUUGCAUAAUAGCAAAGUAAACAUCUUGGGAACUAGUCCAGUGAUGAUUGAUAAAGCCGAAGAUAGAUUCAAGUUCUCUCAAGUUUUAGAUCAAAUUGGCGUAGAUCAACCCGAAUGGAAGGAAUUGUCGAGCGCCGAAGAGGCUGAGGCUUUCGCUGACUCCGUGGGAUACCCAGUCCUUGUCCGUCCUUCAUAUGUUCUCUCAGGGGCAGCCAUGAAUGUAUGCCAUACUCAUGAAGCAUUACAUAAGAAUCUUUUGGAGGCUACAUCAGUUUCACCAUUACACCCUGUGGUGAUCACCAAAUUCAUAUCUCCGGCUGCUGAAAUUGAUGUUGAUGCUGUUGCGCACAAGGGUAAGCUUCUAAUUCACGCCGUUUCGGAGCAUGUUGAAAACGCCGGUGUUCAUUCUGGUGAUGCAACUUUGGUGUUGCCCCCACGUGAUAUUGACGAUGAAACAAUGGCGCGAUUGAAAGAAAUAGCUCAGAAGGUUGCUAGUGCAUUUGAGAUUACUGGUCCAUUCAAUAUGCAGGUUAUCAAAAAAGAUGUUCCGGGUGGACAGCCACAAUUGAAGGUUAUCGAGUGUAAUUUGCGUGCAUCAAGAUCAUUCCCAUUCGUCUCCAAAGUGCUUGGCACUAAUUUCAUUGACGUUGCUACACAUGCAUUAUGCGAUCAUGAAGUUCCUGUUCCAGUUGAUGUGAUGGCUGAAAAGAAAGAUUACCAAGCCGUGAAGGUUCCACAGUUUUCAUGGACCCGCCUUCAAGGCGCAGACCCAUUCCUUGGCGUCGAGAUGGCGUCAACAGGUGAGGUGGCUUGUUUCGGCAAAGAUAAGUAUGAGGCAUACUGGUCUGCGAUUCAAUCAACACAGAACUUCCGUGUUCCAAAAAUCGGAAGCGGCAUCCUUAUAGGAAAAGACGAAUAUACAAAUGAUGAUGAUUUCUAUGCUGUAGCACAUACUUUAUCAAAGGAUUUGGGGCAUCCACUGUACACCAGUUCGGAGAAAGUUACAGAAUAUUUAGCUCAACGUAAUAUCAAGGCAACCACAUUGACUUUACCCGAGCAAAAUAAACGUGCCCUUCAACAAUUAUUCCAAAAUAACAAGAUUGAUUUUGUUUUUAAUCUUGCUUCACUUCGAGCCAGCACUGUAGCCGAUGAAAAUUACAUUGCCCGAAGAUCAGCUGUAGAUUUUGGUAUACCAUUGAUUAAUGACAGCAAAUGCGCUAGAUUAUUUGUGGAAUCUGUGAAGCGAAAGCGUCAAGAAUUGGGUAGUUUAUCGAAUGGAGAAUAUCCUGGAGAA